AUGGCAAUGGCGGCUCGGAUUAUCUCUCCGACGACUUCCGAGUGCGGCGACUUCGACGGCGCUUCAGAAAUGCAGAUUCAGGUGGACAAAUUGAACGGACAUUUUCACUCGUUGACGGAUGCUCAUAAACAUACCGGGAAACGACUCGAUGCGAUGGAUUUGAGGUUCGAUACGGUCGAUCGGCGAUUCAACAAACUCGAGGCGAAGAUGGAUUCGAUUAUCACGAUGCUCGGAAAAGCAGAUCCACAUCAGAAUGCGUCUUUCUCUCAGAAUCCGAAUCAAUCUCACACUCCGACGCAGGUACAUUCUCCGAAUCUGGAACAACAACGGGUAAACUCUGCGCUAGGUUAUCGAUCUGGUCAAUUGAAUGUUGCGAAUCGUGAUAGUUUGUUGAAAAAACUCGAGAUGCCUAUUUUUGGUGGGAAACAACCGUAUGUGUGGCUUAUUGAACUAGAACGAUUCUUCUACAUUGGGGGAUACAACGAUCUAGAGAAGUUGGACUUGGUGGCCUUAAGUUUGGAAGGCAAAGUCAGGAAGUGGUACUAUUGGGAGCUACAGAGAAAAGGUUUCCGCAGUUGGUCAGAGUUCAAGGACAAACUGGUGCUGCGAUUCUCAGAAUCCAUUGAGGAGGAUCCGGGAAAACGCUUGUUCAGAAUCAAACAGCAAGGAUCAGUGGACGACUACAUCACAGAAUUUGAGGAACUUUCUUCACUGGUGCCAGGGUUAUCAGAUGACACCUUGUCUAACAUCUUCUAUAAUGGUUUGAACACAGAGAUGCAAGAGGUGAUCAGAAUGAAGGAGCCACAAGGUUUGGAACAUCACAUCUCCGCAGUGUUGAGGAUGGAAUCAAGGGCGUUUUGCAAAGCUGUCAGCAGUGUACCGGGGUAUGAUAACAACGCAAAACAAAGGAAAUCACUACCACCACAGAACCAUCAACGAACUGUGGUACCUCAUGACGCGAGGAACAAUCAACAACAGAACAAACCACAUAACAAGGAGAAUGAGACAACGCAUACACAGUUACGACCGAGACAGCGGCGUACAGAUGCAGAAUUGGAUCAGAUGAGAAGAGAUAAGAUUUGUUUUCAGUGUAAAGGGCAGUGGUCAAAGGAUCAUCCACCGGUGUGCCCGAUGAAAGAAUACAGAGUUUUGACAGUCAUUAAUGGCUUGGAAAUGGAGGUUUAA
Molecule: messenger RNA, 1185 nt
Organism: Microthlaspi erraticum
Lineage: Eukaryota; Viridiplantae; Streptophyta; Magnoliopsida; Brassicales; Brassicaceae
Source: the annotation of a GenBank genome assembly